Molecule: messenger RNA, 1041 nt
Organism: Lachancea lanzarotensis
Lineage: Eukaryota; Fungi; Ascomycota; Saccharomycetes; Saccharomycetales; Saccharomycetaceae
Gene: MRL1
Product: LALA0S03e05952g1_1
Exons: 1
Coding region: 1-1041 (346 amino acids)
Biological process (GO): vacuolar transport
Source: RefSeq, a predicted model, not a curated record
AUGAUAUCAAUACCUUAUAAAAGGAUAAUAAUAGCAUUUUUUGGGAUCGGGUUCUUGGUAUGUUUGGCAAAUUGGAGCCAUCAACAACACAUGCAGCUCAGUAGUAUUGCACGCAGGAAUGAGACUCAUGCACCACAGUCGCAGAAACAUGCGUCAAAACGGGAAGAAGAGGAUGACGAAGACAACGACGAUCUUUUUUGCGCUGUAAUGAACCCACACACAGGCAAUUAUAUCGACUUGUCACAACUAUCGGCCACGCCUAAUAGUCUAAGAAAGGAUUCCCACAGACAACACCGAAAACAACAGGAUUGGCAGAAAACUCGGUGGUUGGUGAAAGAGCCCGAGACUCAGCGGAACUACACUUUAGGGAUCUGCUCGAGCGCCACGCGUCAAGGGGUGGACUCGCUGGCGAAUUCCACAGGAGCGUUUUUUGUGGACCCUCAAUCGCAUCAGGAAGUGUCGAUUGGGGACUUUAACACACAGCCGCGGUUCGUGGGCAAAAAACUGACCAUGACGUACGAAAAUGGCGACUUGUGUCCCAACGGCAUUGACAAACGGUCCACGCUUUUGAAUUUUGUGUGCGACAAAGAGAUCCAAUCAAAGGCCCAGGUCAAUUACGUCGGAUCGUUGCACAAUUGCUCGUAUUUCUUCGAAGUGCGUAGCGUGUACGCAUGUCCCACAUCGCAUAAAAGCAACGACGUCAACGUGCUGGGCAUUUUUUUCGGCAUUUUUCUGGUGUUUUUCGCUGUAGAAUGGGGCCGCCGCUGGUUUUAUGGUCGUGUGAGAGCGAGGUUGCGCUACAGCGGAGACCCUGCUUUUCUGGACAACAGACCUCAUUGGGACUCCAUUGAAAGGCCUUCGCGGAUACGUCAGUUUUUCAAGCAACUCUUCCAAUUUUCGAAACCCAAGAGAACAACGGGCAUCAAAUUGAGUACGUCGCCGCAGUAUCGCAACGCAAGCACUGAUUCAUUAGCGCGCGACAUCGAAGUCCAGAAUAAUCUUUUGGACAAUCUGGACGUGCAUACAACAAGCAGUCGUUAG